AUGGCCGCGUUGAUGCGGGGCAAGGACUCCUCCCGCUGCCUGCUCCUACUGGCCGCGGUGCUGAUGGUGGAGAGCUCCCAGUUCGGCAGCUCGCGGGCCAAACUCAACUCCAUCAAGUCCUCUCUGGGCGGGGAGACGCCAGCCCAGGCCGCCAAUCGAUCUGCGGGCACAUACCAAGGACUGGCUUUCGGCGGCAGUAAGAAGGGCAAAAACCUGGGGCAGGCCUACCCUUGUAGCAGUGAUAAGGAAUGUGAAGUUGGGAGAUACUGCCACAGUCCCCACCAAGGACCUUCGGCCUGCAUGGUGUGUCGAAGGAAAAAGAAGCGCUGCCAUAGAGAUGGCAUGUGUUGUCCUGGCACCCGCUGCAAUAAUGGCAUCUGUAUCCCCGUCACUGAGAGCAUCUUAACUGCUCACAUCCCAGCUCUGGAUGGCACUCGGCACAGAGAUGGAAACCACGGUCACUACUCAAACCACGACUUGGGAUGGCAGAAUCUAGGAAGAACACACACUAAGAUGUCACAUAUAAAAGGGCAUGAAGGAGACCCCUGUCUACGAUCAUCAGACUGCACUGAAGGGUUUUGCUGUGCUCGUCACUUCUGGACCAAAAUCUGCAAACCAGUGCUCCAUCAGGGAGAAGUCUGUACCAAGCAACGCAAGAAGGGCUCUCACGGGCUGGAAAUCUUCCAGCGGUGUGACUGCGCAAAAGGCCUGUCUUGUAAAGUAUGGAAAGAUGCCACCUACUCCUCUAAAGCCAGACUCCAUGUGUGCCAGAAAAUAUGACCGCCUCUGAGGGAAGAAAAGCAUCACUAGCAGACUGUGAAUCUGUGUAUUUAAUACAUUAUAGCAUGGGGGCAAACAGAUUUGGAUUUCAGAAGGGCUAAAAUGAGGAAUGUCAUAAGAAUAUAGAUCACAGAAAGAGAAAGAAAAUGGAGCAGAUUAGAAAGGGUGACAAGUGUGGUACAAUCUGUGUUUCCACCAUGCACCUUGUUUAUGUAAAUAAUGUAUACAUUUGUGAAAAUGCUAUGACUCGAAAAAAAAAAAACCAGUGAAAUUACUGACGAAUACCAUGUGACUUUCCAGCAGUUUAGGUUGUGCUAGAGGAUCAGUUUCCUUCACAUUGGUGAUUGAUUGCCUAUAAAAAUAACCUAAAAGCCAUAUUUCUCUUUUAAGUUAUACUUUAACAACAAAUUACUCCCCAUAUAUCCUGGCAUACAAUAGACUCUAAAACAUGAAAAGAGUUGUUAAAUAGGAAAUGAAAGCAUGGAGCAGAGUUAAUUUGCAACACAGAAUCACCUUUUAAUUUGGAACACUACUUCUAACCACUCAAUUAAAGACCUUCGUAGAUGAUAAGAAAAAAAGCACUUGAUAUUUUCCAAAUAAUAUCAAAAUAACCACAGGUCUUUUGUCUAGUCCUUCAGAAAAACCAAACUCGUUUUUCCUCAGACUGCUUAUUUACAUUUUUCAAAAUUUUAAUUUCACUUAUAAUUAAUAAGAACCAGUAUAAUAAGACAAAAAUAAUCCAUUCAGAUUCUAAAGGAUCUAAAUUGCAUCUCUCUUGAUCGUAUGUGAUUCCUACCCAUUUUAUUCUCCAUAUUAUACACGUUAUUUGUGAAUAGCACGAAGUAGAAUUUUCAGAUUGUCAAAGUUUUAAGAUGCCCAAAAUAAAAGUUACUAGAUCACAUUUUUUAAACCUUUGGCACUCCCUAUUUUUGAUAGAAUUGGACAUUUAUUCUUUACAUACUCUGCAGUAUAGUAGGGUAAAGCUGAUAGAAGAGACGAGCUACAUGUGUCC
Messenger RNA from Mesoplodon densirostris (Blainville's beaked whale), 1792 nucleotides. It is a transcript of the gene DKK2, whose product is annotated as dickkopf WNT signaling pathway inhibitor 2. The coding region runs from base 1 to 780 and encodes 259 amino acids. The record is from RefSeq and is a predicted model, not a curated record. Gene Ontology annotation, biological process: multicellular organism development; negative regulation of canonical Wnt signaling pathway. Gene Ontology annotation, cellular component: extracellular region. The transcript has 4 exons. NCBI's taxonomy places the organism in Eukaryota, Metazoa, Chordata, Mammalia, Artiodactyla, Ziphiidae. Gene Ontology annotation, molecular function: co-receptor binding; receptor antagonist activity.